AUGACAAAAGAAAACAUUGAAUCAGAAAAUCUACAGAAUGAAUCAAGCUCAAAUCAACAAAAUGACAACGCAACCAAAGAAACUACAGAUCAAGAAACCACUAAUCAAAAUGAAAUGACUAGCAAUUCAAACAUCCCGCCUGAAUUCAACAAUGAAGAAUUUAAAGAAGAACAAAAGAAAGAUCCUACUUUAUCAAGGCUAUACAAGAAAGCACAGACCAAUAUAAAUCCAGAAUCAAACAAUGAACCAUAUCUUGACAACGGAAUGCUAAUGAAACGAAGCAAAAACAAAAAUGAAAUCAUUGAUCAAAUAGUCGUGCCACAAACUUACAGAAAGACAAUAAUCAAAUCGGGACACAGCAAACCUUUUUCUGGACAUAUGGCGGUAUCCAGAACAAAGAAAAGAAUUCUACAACAUUUCUAUUGGCCAAGCAUAACGAAAGAUGUGAAGAAGUUCGUCAGUACAUGUCAUAUUUGUCAAAUGAAAGGACCCAUUCAAACUGUAGAACUCACAGACAAACCAUUCCAGAAAGUCGCCAUUGACAUUAUUGGACCCAUACCAAUUGAAUCAGCAAGAAAGCAUAAAUACAUACUUACUUUAGUUGAUACAUGUACAAGAUGGCCAGAAGCAAUACCAUUAGUCAACAUAACAGCUAUUGACAUUACCAGAGCUUUGUCAGAAAUUUUCUCCAGAACCGGACUACCAGAGGUGAUACUAAGCGACCGAGGGGGACAAUUUACAGCGGAAAUUACGAAAGCAUUCAUGGACAUGUACAAAAUAAGGAUGAAAUUUACAACGGCCUACCACCCACAGAGUAACGGGCUCUGCGAACGUAUGAAUUCUAGUUUGAAGCAAAUCAUAUCAAAAAUAGCAAAUGACAACCCACAAAAUUGGGAUCUUUUAAUACCAGCAGCACUUUUUGCUUACCGAGAAAGUCAACAAGAAACUACAGGUUUUUCUCCAUUUGAAAUGCUCUACGGCGCAAAUCCGAGAGGACCUAUGGCAGCACUAAAAGAAUCAUUAAUGGCACCAAGACAGAAUGCAACAGCAACAAAAACAGCAUUUCAACAUGUCAUAGACACUCGAAAUAUGGUCAUUCAAGCAUGUCAAAAAGCUAAACAAGAAACAGCAAAAGCCAACAUAGCUACCCAAAGACGAGUAAACGAAAGCAGAACUUUGAGAAAAUUAGAACCAGGAGAUAAAGUGAGACUAUUAUUGCCAGUUAAAAAGAACAAGUUUUUUAAUCAGUGGCAAGGACCAUUUUUAGUUACCAAGAAAGUCACAGACGUAGACUACGAAAUUGAAAUAAACAACAAAAAGAAAGUCUAUCACAUCAAUAUGCUUCAUAAAUAUAAUGAAGAAAUGCAAGAAAAUGAAACAGUGCAAGACACAAUUACAUGUUUGACUGUUCUUCAAGAAAGUGAUUCAAAUGAUACACAAGAACUUAUACUCCCGAAUCCAAUAUCAACACAAACAGAAUCAUGGAAAGACAUAAAAUUGAACAAUUUAUCAUGUCAAAGAAAGCAAGACGUAUCAGAGAUACUAAAGAAUUACUCAGCAAUUUUUACCGACGUUCCAGGCAAAACAUCAGUUAUUGAACAUGAGAUCAAUUUGACUUGCGACAAACCAACAAAACAAAGACUAUAUCCAGUUCCAAUACAUUAUAGAGACUUUCUACAAAAAGAAAUCAACCAAUUACUACAACAAGGCAUAAUUGAACAUUCAAAUUCGCCCUACGCAGCACCUAUCCUACUUGUGAAACGACACAAUGCUACAACACCUAGAAUGUGUGUAGACUUUAGGCAACUCAACAAAAUUACUUGCCUAGACUCUUACCCUAUGCCAAAUUCAGAAGAUCUCAUGACACAGUUUGCUGAAGCAAAAUUUUUUACAAAAAUAGAUCUUUCAAGGGGAUAUUACCAAAUUCCAAUGAAAGAACAAUGUAAACCAUACACAGCUUUCACUACUGCAUUUGGACUAUUCCAAUUGAACUACAUGCCAUUUGGUUUAGUCAAUGCAAGUAGUACAUUCAACAGAGCAAUACACCGACUAUUCGGACAAAGAAAAGAAACUGUUUCAUAUAUAGACGACAUAUGUAUCUUUCACAAAUGUUGGGAAGAACAUUUGCAAGGACUAAAAGAAAUCUUUCAUGAACUAAGACAGCAUGGCUUCACUAUCAAACCCAGCAAAAUGGAACUAGCCAUGAAUGAAGUAACAUUUUUAGGUUACAAAGUAAGCUACAACUCUUUAAAACCUCAAGAUGAAAUCAUCAAGAGAAUAUUAGACAUUCAAGUGCCUAAGACAAAGAAACAAAUCAGGAGUAUAAUAGGACUAUGUAAUUUCUACCGAUGUUUCAUACCUAAUUACACAACUCUCACAUCGCCCUUGACAAACCUUACCAAGAAAGGUCAACCAAACAAAGUACUUCAUUCACAAGAACUGGAAGACACUGUAACGAGAAUCAAGGACACCUUUUCACACGAGUCCAUUCUCAAGUUACCAGACCAAAACAAAACAUUCCACCUUGCGACGGACGCGUCUUCCGAAGCGAUCGGAGCCUGUUUAAUGCAAGAGCACAAUGGAACACUACAUCCCGUGUUCUAUAUUAGCAGGAAAUUGUUACCAGCGGAAACCAGAUACUCUACAAUUGAAAGAGAGUGUUUAGCGAUAGUUUGGUCCAUAAAUCGCUUUACCAAGUAUCUGUUAGGCAAACCAUUCAACCUACUUACAGACCAUUUUCCUCUCCAAUUUCUAAACACUAGAAAACUGUCUAACAGCAGAUUAACACGAUGGAGUUUAAUGCUAACAGACUACCAGUUCACAGUCAAAACAAUCCCAGGGAAGCUGAACGUCCUAGCAGACACCCUGUCGAGAUGUACUUAG
This is a messenger RNA of Biomphalaria glabrata, 2883 nucleotides long. RefSeq lists its product as uncharacterized. Gene Ontology annotation, molecular function: nucleic acid binding. The record is from RefSeq and is a predicted model, not a curated record. NCBI's taxonomy places the organism in Eukaryota, Metazoa, Mollusca, Gastropoda, Planorbidae. The coding region runs from base 1 to 2883 and encodes 960 amino acids. Gene Ontology annotation, biological process: DNA integration. The transcript has a single exon.